AUGGACGUUCACAACAGCGACGACAGUGGAAGCGGUAGCGAGAUGCUGGAGUUGAGCAACCGUGCGAGGAGAAAGCUGCUAAUGCAGCAGAAACAGCAGGUAGAUAAACAGCCGGGAAUGGCUAGUGCAGCCACGCCCACGGAUACUGCUCCUGCCGAGGUGCCCACAAACCUGGACAUGCACUGCGCGGACCGCUCUAGCGACAGCUGGGAACACGACCAGCAGCCCCCGAUGACGGGUCCGUGCAAAGUUGAAUAUUGUCCAACCUGCGGCAUGCCGUUUGAAUACUGCGAGUACUCGGGAGCCGCCUGUGCAAAGCAACCCGACGCGCAGGAAGACCCCAGCAGCCAAGCGUCGGCGUUGCAGCAGAAGGAGCACGAGCAGCAACUUUCAAACGAGCUAGAGGAGAAGGCCGUCAUAAGCGAUGCAAAGCGGGGCGCAGGGAAGAAGGAUGGCGCAAAACCGGUGAGCCGUCAGCUGCUUGUUGAAGGAAUGGAGUCAGUGGGUAGCAAAGUUGCAUAUAGAGGAUAUGGCAUAUCUAAAGUUGUGACUGUCCAGAAACAAGCAAAGCGAAGAGGGAAGUGCGCGACGAACGUGUGGGGCCUUGAACACUUCGGCGUCAAACAGGAACAGGCAGCGAAACUUGCGAGCAAGCAUUUUGCUUGUGGAUCUUCAUUUCAAAAAGGGCAGCCUGGCCAAAUGCCGUUUGUCGAAAUUCAAGGGGACGUUGAGGAGACCAUAGCCGCUUUCCUCCUCAAAAAUUUCGACAUACCCGAAGACAAAAUUGUCUUCCUUGCUGAAAAGUAA
Molecule: messenger RNA, 807 nt
Organism: Eimeria acervulina
Lineage: Eukaryota; Apicomplexa; Conoidasida; Eucoccidiorida; Eimeriidae
Product: translation initiation factor SUI1 domain-containing protein, putative
Exons: 5
Coding region: 1-807 (268 amino acids)
Biological process (GO): translation reinitiation; formation of translation preinitiation complex
Molecular function (GO): translation initiation factor activity; mRNA binding
Source: RefSeq, a predicted model, not a curated record